Anopheles cruzii is the source of this 1516-nucleotide messenger RNA. It is a transcript of the gene ste14, whose product is annotated as protein-S-isoprenylcysteine O-methyltransferase. The coding region runs from base 82 to 942 and encodes 286 amino acids. Gene Ontology annotation, molecular function: protein C-terminal S-isoprenylcysteine carboxyl O-methyltransferase activity. Gene Ontology annotation, biological process: C-terminal protein methylation. The transcript is spliced from 5 exons. Gene Ontology annotation, cellular component: endoplasmic reticulum; membrane. The record is from RefSeq and is a predicted model, not a curated record. Lineage: Eukaryota; Metazoa; Arthropoda; Insecta; Diptera; Culicidae.
UAAUAGUCUAUUUUCUAACUCGAGUGCUUGUAUUAGACCUUCCACAUAACGGAAAUCGCACGAAGGCGAUUAAAUCACAAGAUGAUGCUGUGCUACGAAGGAAAACUAAGUCUCUGCUGCUUCCUGGGGGCAAUGCUCAGUCUGGUGCUUUUCUACGGAUCGGAGUCCUUUUGGUUCGACGUGAAGCAGGAGUUUUUGGCCAAAGUCGCCCUGGCCGUUGCCUACUACAUUGCGCUGAACGUCAUCAUUCGGAUACGGUUAAACGCGCGUGACUAUCAGAUUGCCGUGAGGGCAGCCUUUCUUGGGUUCGUCAUGUCGGCAGGGAUCGUUGUGUUCGAAAGUGCCGACGAAAAGUACAAAGCUUUCGGCGUGUAUGCCACCCUGAUGGCCCUGUUUCAUUACUCCGAGUAUCUCGGGAUCGCCAUCUGCAACCCGAAAACCCUCUCGCCCGACUCGUUCAUACUAAACCACUCGAUACACUAUGCGUUGGCCGCUGUAGCUAGCUGGGUUGAGUUUUUCCUGGAAGUUCGACUCGUGCCGGAAAUUAAAACGUACAAAGUUUUGUGGAUUCUGGGCGUGAUUGUCUGCUUGGCAGGAGAAUCGCUGCGGAAAAUUGCAAUGAUAACGGCCAGCAAAAACUUUAGUCACAUCGUGCAAUUUGAACGCCACAACGAACACGAACUGGUCACACACGGAGUGUACAGCAAAAUGCGGCAUCCAUCGUACGUGGGGUGGUUCUACUGGUCCGUGGGAACCCAGCUGACCCUGGCCAAUCCGAUUUGCUUCAUUAUCUAUGCCAUCGCCAGCUGGAAGUUCUUCCACGACCGCAUACUGAUGGAAGAGAUCACACUUUUGAACUUUUUUGGAGAAGAGUACAUCCGGUACCAGGAAUGUGUUCCCACGGGGCUGCCGUUCAUUAAGGGGUUCCGUGUGGAACCAUGAUAUUUCGAGCCUGAUCCGGACGCAGAGGAUCGCAACAAACAGUUCCGUACGGACAAAUGUAAUGAGACUGACGGGGGGGUAAGCAUUGGGCUCGGUAAGGCCGAAGAGGGCACUGCGCCGGAUCAGGCGGGCUCGCAAGAGGACAGAAGACGAAGCAGUUUCGGGGGCGGAUCGUAUCAGGGACGAAGUAGACGAUACUCAGGUAGCUACGAUAAUUGUGACGAUCACGACGCAUCGUCGAUGGUGUAGAAGCCCCCCUCUUUAGAUGAUAGAUACCAAUGACCACAUAGCCAGGAAACCGUAUGACUUACUUUAAACGAGGGGUUUCGUUUCGUGAUAACUUUUUGAUAUCGAUUAUUAUUUUGAGCGAAUUUAUUUACAAGUCACACCAAUAUGCAAGGCCCAGCGGCAUACGACCAACGUCUAGCACAGAUAUCUGAUCUUCGUUUGUCAUCGAACGAACCGGCUGUGGACAAACGCUUACCCAAGGCGCCGUCUUCCGGUUGCUAAGCUAAGGAUCAACUAAAGCACAGUAACGUACCGUAACGUACCAAAAUGUAGCACUGUAUUGUAG